This is a messenger RNA of Cyprinodon variegatus (sheepshead minnow), 1878 nucleotides long. Its product is annotated as GDNF family receptor alpha-2-like. The record is from RefSeq and is a predicted model, not a curated record. Gene Ontology annotation, biological process: nervous system development. Lineage: Eukaryota; Metazoa; Chordata; Actinopteri; Cyprinodontiformes; Cyprinodontidae. Gene Ontology annotation, molecular function: signaling receptor activity. The coding region runs from base 1 to 1158 and encodes 385 amino acids. The transcript has 9 exons. Gene Ontology annotation, cellular component: external side of plasma membrane; signaling receptor complex.
AUGGGUAACAGUCAGUUGCUGCAGUCGGAGACCCACAGCUCGAACCCCACCGGCUUGGUUCAGCAGCGUUACACAGCCUGCUAUCCAGGACCGUCGCACCACACACAGGGCUCUAACACUGACGGCCAGCCUUCACGCCUGGCCGCAGGGGAACGCAGCCAACCGAACCGAUCCCAGCCACCAGAGAACCAAUCCGAAUCUGCCCUUCGGCAGUUCUUUGAGCGUGUCUCAUCCGAGCUGAGCUACCCUCUGCUGUUCUGCUCCUGCCUUGACCAAGCAUGUGCCGAGCGCCGUCGCCGCACCAUCGUCCCAUCCUGCUCCCACCAGGAAAGACACAAACCCAGCUGCCUGGAACUGCGACACACUUGCCGCUCCGAUGCCCUUUGCAGGUCUCGUCUCGCUGAUUUCCACAUGAACUGCCAGAUGACGUCUCAAACAGUCACCAGUUGCCCUUAUGACAACUACAUUGGCUGCCUCAUGUCCUACAUUGGUCUCAUUGGCUCAGACGUAACACCAAACUACAGUGACAACAGCCCAACCAACAUCACCAUCAGCCUGUGGUGCACCUGCAGGGGCACAGGUCAUCAGGAGCCAGACUGUGAGGCCUUCCAUAGGGACUUCACUCAUAACACUUGCCUCAGCUCAGACGUAACACCAAACUACAGUGACAACAGCCCAACCAACAUCACCAUCAGCCUGUGGUGCACCUGCAGGGGCACAGGUCAUCAGGAGCCAGACUGUGAGGCCUUCCAUAGGGACUUCACUCAUAACACUUGCCUCAAAAAUGCCAUUGUGUCAUUUGGUUAUGGAUCUGAAGGAGCAGCUCCUCCUGUAACUGAGCCACCAUUCUCUCUCCUCCCUCCUGCCCAGCCACCCAUCAUCUCCAAACUGGGUCCAUCUCUACACGGAAAGGCCAUCAAGCCCAUGGACACAGCCUGUAUGUUCUCCACCUGUGCAGACCUGCAGGAUGGCGGUCCGAAGUGCAUGCCCUCUGAUGAUUAUGAGUGUGAGGAGACCCUGUUGGCCCAGGGAUCAAUAGAAUCCCUCGAUUCUGUGGGACCCACAAGCAGCAGCCGGGAAUCAGCUCCACUACUCCACCAUAUUUCUGUCAUUGCGUGCGUCUCCUCCCUGCCAGCACUUCUAUAUUUCCUGUUUUAAACCUGAACUCACACACAUACAUGCAUACCCACAAACACAUGCUUACAAUCCAUGAUGUCAAGCAACAGAUGUCCAAGCCUCCGCCGUGACCUUUCUGAAGAGACAAUCUGGAGAACUAUCAGAUGAACCAUCUUUCAGCACAGCACAGUCACACACAAGCAUGGGAGAAUGGAAGCAGCUGGACUUUGUGUGUGAUUAAGAAAGGGAAUAAUAACAGAACUGAGAGGCUCCGGGGGACUCUGUAUUACAGCAACUCCAUUUUCAGUGCUCUGUCUCUUCAGGGUGUGUUUUUGUUUUUCAAACUCAAACUAAUUUACUCAGGCUGAGGAUCUGAGACAGCUGGGCUGAUACACACUGGAAACAAGUGCACACACUCAAAUACACACUCAGUUUGAUCUGCAGUGCUAAAUUUGGCAUAUUGAGAGAGGGUGGAAAGAUAAAGGAAGGACAGCAUAGACAGACCCUUCAAUAAGUUUUGUCGUGUCAAAACAUACAAACAACACACACUUGCACCCACAGACUACUUUACCCUUCCCUUUAGACCAGGGGUCUGCAACCUAUGGCUCCGGGGCCGCAAAUGGCUCUUAAGAGGCUCUGCAAAGGCUCUUCAUCUCUUUGGCUAAUUUUUUUGAAUAGAUUUACUAAAAGUAUGCAUGGUUUAGCAUUUUCUCUACUGUCAAAUUGCAUAAAAUUUCAAUAUUUCCAAAAAUAUCAGCAAUC